AAGCAUCCGGCAACUCUCGACUCGAAAGUGAGUUGACUGUGCUGCGACGGGUUUCAGUUCACCUAAACGCCGAUCAUCUUUAUUUCGCCACAGAAAAGUUGGACAAAAAUCGCUGAAAAUGGAGUGUCUUCUCGGCCUGGCCUGCAAAGACUUUGCGAUUAUUGCGGCUGAUCAGACCAAUGCCCACAGUAUUAUUGUCAUGAAUAAUGAGGAGAACAAGCUUUUCAAAAUCUCCAACCACAUGGCUAUGGGCAUCACUGGAGAGUCAGGUGAUACUACCCAAUUUGCGGAAUUCAUCGCCAAAAAUAUUCAGCUGUAUAAGAUGCGUCAUGGAUACGAGUUGUCCCCAUCGGCAGCUGCUAAUUUCACAAGGAAGACUUUAGCUCAGCAUUUGCGCAGCAGCACUCCUUACCAGGUCAACAUGUUGCUGGGUGGCUACGAUACCAAUGCCGAUGAAUCUGCUCUGUAUUUCAUCGACUACUUGGGUUCCUUCCAGAAAGUCCCCUUCGCCACUCAUGGCUACGGUGGAUUUUUCUGUAUGGGAAUCAUGGACCGCUUCCAUCGCAAUGAUAUGAAUGUUGAGGAGGCCUAUGAUGUUCUUAGAAAGUGUGUGGCUGAGAUUCACAAGAGGUUAAUUGUCAAUUUGCCCAACUUCAAAGUUCAAAUUGUUGACAAGAAUGGAAUUCGUGAUCUAGAGCCUCUGACAGCCAAGAAUCUGAAACCUGCCGUGUAAAAUAAUACACAUAUUUGUUUAAGCUUGCUCUUUGAAAUAAACUAAGUUUUAUAAAUGCCUAAGACUAAUGGGGAAUAAAUAAUUCAUUUAAAAAUA
This is a messenger RNA of Thrips palmi, 829 nucleotides long. It is a transcript of the gene Prosbeta4, whose product is annotated as proteasome subunit beta type-2. Gene Ontology annotation, biological process: proteasomal protein catabolic process. The record is from RefSeq and is a predicted model, not a curated record. Gene Ontology annotation, molecular function: peptidase activity. The coding region runs from base 119 to 733 and encodes 204 amino acids. Lineage: Eukaryota; Metazoa; Arthropoda; Insecta; Thysanoptera; Thripidae. The transcript is spliced from 4 exons. Gene Ontology annotation, cellular component: proteasome core complex; cytosol; proteasome core complex, beta-subunit complex.